CGCACCAGGGUCUUCGUCCCCCCACCUCCUCUCUCUCUCUCUCUCUCUCUCUCUCUCUCUCUCUCUCUCUCUCUCUCUCUCUCUCUCUCUCUCUCCCCAGUCUCCAACAACCGCCCCGCCGCGAAUGGAGCUCCUCGACAUGGUGCCCGCGGACGCCAUCGCGCUCCGCCUCUACUCCCUCCCGGCAGCGGCGGCGGCCUCGCUCUACUACGCCUGGCUCGUCGCCGCGCUCGCCGCCGCCGUCGGCCUGUGGCGCAUCCGCGCGGUCGGCGCCGGCGUCAGCAGAGCCAGCGCCGUCGUCGUCGUCGGAGAAAAGCAGCAGGCGGCCCAGCCGUCGCCCGCCGUUGAGGAGCCGCGGCCGGCGGCGCGGGCGCCCGAGCCGGCUGAUGAGGCGGCGUCCCGGAGCGAGCCAGAGUCGAGCACGCCGUCCAAGGUCCGGUUCACGGCGUACUACGGUGUUUCCGGAGGCGACGACGGCGGAGUGGUGGACAGUGUCAGGAGAUGCGCGGACGAGGACGAGGACGAGGACGACGAGGGGAUCGAUGGCGAGAUGGAGGCGGUCCUGAGGAGGACGGCGUCGGCGCCGGAGAGAAGAAGGGCGGCGACGACCUUCGCGGUGGCACUGUGGGAGGAGAGGGAGAUGGCCGUGAGGCGGAGGGGCGACCUGGGGUGGUACCGGCACCUCGACAUGGCGGCGCUCGACGGCAGCGUCGUGAGGCUGUGGGACGGCGAGCUGACGGCGUCGCCGAGAGCGCGGUGGAGGAGGGCAGGAUUGGAAUUACAGUUGUCAUUUUAGAGAUGGUGUAUGCUUAAUCUGUAUAUUGUGGUUGUAUUGUAGGAGUAAUGGGAUGAUGUUAUUAGGAGGAUAUGGCAAUUUUGCCCUUUGAGAUUGUCAUCAAGUUAUGGCCAAGGCCAAAGGGCAAAGAAGGUCCCUUUGUCACUAGUCCUGUACCCGAGCCAGGGCACAAAUGGAAACUGAUAAAUGUCAGUGGUAUCUAUCAUUCUACCUC
Panicum virgatum (switchgrass) is the source of this 1010-nucleotide messenger RNA. RefSeq lists its product as uncharacterized. Bases 125 to 796 code for a protein of 223 amino acids. The record is from RefSeq and is a predicted model, not a curated record. Lineage: Eukaryota; Viridiplantae; Streptophyta; Magnoliopsida; Poales; Poaceae. The transcript has a single exon.